Molecule: messenger RNA, 1071 nt
Organism: Acanthochromis polyacanthus (spiny chromis)
Lineage: Eukaryota; Metazoa; Chordata; Actinopteri; Pomacentridae
Gene: tesca
Product: tescalcin a
Exons: 8
Coding region: 182-841 (219 amino acids)
Molecular function (GO): calcium ion binding
Source: RefSeq, a predicted model, not a curated record
AUCCAUAAGCUGUAUGGAUUUAGGACCUUGAGGAUGCCAGAUGUUUCCAGGCCGCCUGCAUCAGAUCAGACUACAGUUGCACUGACCCGCCGAUAGCAGCGCGAUAAAGCCGCAGCAGCACAGAAAAGUUUAUCCAGUCGAACCAGCUUGUGCGCUUUUACGCACCCGUGGAACAGCAGGGAUGGGAGCUAAGCAGACGCGCGCAGAGAAGUACCAGGACUUGAUGGACAAAACUGGAUUUUCACCGGAGCAGAUCAAAAACCUUCACACAAGAUUUCAGCAGCUGAGUGACAAUGAAGAGACAAUAAGCCGAGAAGACUUGGAAAAAAUACCGGCCCUUGCCAACAACCCAAUCAGAAAGCAAAUUAUUGAGGCCUUCUUCGAUAAAAGGAACCAGCAUCAGAAUGAGGUGGGCGCCUUCCAGGAGAUUGGCUUCGAGCAGUUUCUCAUGGUCAUGUCCCACUUCCGGCCUCCAACUUUGAAAACGACAGAAGAAGAGAAGGAGGCUAUGAGGAAAGAGAAGCUUCGCUUCCUGUUCAACAUGCACGACACAGACAACGAUGGCACCAUUACCCUGGAGGAGUACAGGAAGGUAGUGGAGGAGCUUCUGAAAAAGAGCGGCGCCAUCGGCCUGGAGGCUGCCAAGGCGAUAGCAGAUGCUGCCAUGCUGGAGGUGGCGAGCACAAAUGUUCCCCACAUGGCUCCAGAAGAUUUCUAUGAAGGAAUUACGUUUGAGCACUUUGAACAGAUUUUGAAAGGCCUUGAAAUGGAGUCCAGGAUGCACAUUCGCUUCUUGGAUGUGGACACGACGACAAUGCGCUGUGGGAAAUCCAAGUCUUGAAAGAGUUGAAAUGUUUAUGUUGCUGCUGUUUUUAGCAGAAACUCUCCAGUCCAUAAAAGGAACUAAGCCAAACCCUUUCUAAUAUGCACUAAUGUAUUUUUGGACAAGAGGGAAGUAAUUAUAGAUUUAACACUAUACUGUAUGAAUGUUUUUAUACGGAUUGUUAAGACUGUAUGCCGUUUGUGCAAUUGAAGACUUGACUGGAAGCUGGAAACAGUCAAAGCACGAUU